Messenger RNA from Rhizophagus irregularis DAOM 181602=DAOM 197198, 1338 nucleotides. RefSeq lists its product as uncharacterized. NCBI's taxonomy places the organism in Eukaryota, Fungi, Glomeromycota, Glomeromycetes, Glomerales, Glomeraceae. The record is from RefSeq and is a predicted model, not a curated record. Gene Ontology annotation, molecular function: protein binding.
CAUGCGUCUUUCCUGUCAAAUCAUAUAUUUUUCCUGAUUUUCCCUUCUACUAUAAAUAUAGUAAGCGCAGUUUAUAUAAAAUCCAAGAAUGGAUUCCAGUAGACAGUUGCAAUGUGAAGAAUUGUCUUUACUUAUUGCAAUGUUUGUUGAUAAUGAAUUUCAGUGGAUAGGAGAUGAAAAUCAAAUUGAAAGUUGGAAAUCAAUUAUAGAUAAUUUUAAUUUAAACCAAACAACAAUACGAAAUCUCGAAGAAAUUCCUCAAUUUCGGUUUCGAUUAUCUUUGGAUAUAAAUAACAGUUGGCUUAAUGUAUUUUUACCUUUAAGAUAUCCUAAAGUACAACCAGAAUGUUAUUUUUCAUCAGACAAUGUCAACAAACAAACGUGGACUGAAAUUAAUUUUGAAAUUGAAAUGAAAGUCAAGGAAUUAAAUGCUAAUGAUGAAUGCUGUAUCUUUGAACUUUAUCAACAUACGAAAUCAUAUUUGACUGAAAAGUUUUCGCAGUAUACGUUAUCCGACUACGAUGACAAUAAAAAUGAAAAAGAAAAAGCAUCUCUACAACUUUCGCGAAUAUUAAUAUGGACACAUCAUUUAUUAUCUUUGGAAAAACGGAAGAAUAUUUGUCAAUGGGCUGAAGAAUUAGGAUUAUGGGGAUUUUCGAAACCUGGAUAUCCUGGAAUUAUUAUUGUUGAAGGAUUAAAUGAUAGAGUGCAUGAAUAUAUAUCAAGGCUUAAGAGUUUGAGAUGGCAGGCAAUUACUGUUCGUUCAGAACAAACCGAACCACUUGAUCUAAAAGAACAACAUUAUGGAGAACGAGUCAAACUAAGAUUGGGAAGAAGCAAUCCUGGAGUUACCGAAUUGGAAACUAUGUCAGAAAUUUCUUCAAAAAUGAAAAAAGCUGAUUUAGAAGAAAUGUUUAUGUCUGCGAUGAAAAUCAAUAAAAAAUAACUCAUUCUAGAUUAGAAUAUAUUUUAUAUUUAAUAAUUCGAAGGUUUUCACAUACCUGGUAAUUUACCUCAAAUUUUCCACCUCCCCGGCCAGAAGUAUAAAUUCGGCCAGCAUUAAGAAAUUACGAGAUAAGCCCACAUAGUUCAAGAAAUUAAUCCAUCAAAAAUAAUUAGAUACAGAUAAUUCAGAUGAUCAGAUCAAUCUGAAUUAAUUGGAUUAUAGAUCAAACCUUUAUAAAAGAAGCUUUUGCAUCCUAUAUUAUUGGAACUUGAAACUUAGUCAAUUAAUUAUUAACAAUGCAAGUAAAUUAUUAGGGUUAUAACAUAUAUAAUAUUUUUAUUAGGCAUAUACUUCCAUGUAAAAUAUAAUGCAACCAAUUAAAUCACCAUGAC